Diuraphis noxia (Russian wheat aphid) is the source of this 1792-nucleotide messenger RNA. RefSeq names its product ADP-ribosylation factor 6 (gene Arf6). The record is from RefSeq and is a predicted model, not a curated record. Gene Ontology annotation, molecular function: GTP binding; GTPase activity. Lineage: Eukaryota; Metazoa; Arthropoda; Insecta; Hemiptera; Aphididae.
AGUUGUCGUUGCUUGUCCGCGGGCCGCGGUGACGACAACGGCGAUGCUCGACGUGCCUAUACGUUCAUCGCAGCGUUCGUUUUUGUUCGUUAUCGCUCGAAUACGUCCCCCUCCACGCCGGUCCCACCGUCGUACUCCCACUUGCGCGCACUGAACAUCCGCCGCCGUAGUAGUCUUUCGCUCUUGUAACACACAAACAUACAAUAAUACAAUAUCACAGAUUCACAAUAUUCAUUAUUCGAUUCACAAUUUAUUGUGAAUAGUGAUAGAAUAAAACGAGAAAAAAAAACUAAAAUAAAAAAAAAAUAACGCGUUUCGUUUUUUCAACUUAUCACCCGACGUCGGGCACUCUGUUGUUAUUUGAACUCGUCGCCGUGUUUUUGUCCCUCCCGUUACCGACUUUUUAGUUAUUAGAUUAAUCAUUAAUCAUUUCUCCGCUGCCUUCGAUCAUAGUCCGCCGCCGACUACGACAAUAUUAAUGUGCUAUAAUUGCCGGACGACGACGUUUGCGCCCCAAACCCGUUAAUUCCGUUAUCGCUCACUGGCACUUUAUCGUAUAUCGCGCGGUAUCCGAUAUAAUAUCGCGUCGUCCACUGGCGUUUGAUAUCAAUAACACUGGUGUCCGUCUGAAUGGUAUUUGAAUCUCUCACGUAUGCGACGGUGACGUGAAAUUUAAAACCAAAUACCGACGCCGUCUUUGUCGUCCCACUGCUGUGACGCUGAGCGAGAUGACCGAAAACCGUAACACGACAGUAAUUGAGCCCGCACAUCAAGAUUUGGCCUGAACAUUCGCUGCCCGCUGUCAUCGGUCCGUUGUAAAUGUUCACUGAUAAUCCAUCACUAUGGGAAAGCUGCUUUCCAAAAUUUUUGGUAACAAAGAGAUGAGAAUACUUAUGCUUGGUUUAGAUGCAGCAGGAAAAACCACUAUCUUGUACAAAUUGAAAUUGGGUCAAUCUGUAACAACAAUACCAACAGUUGGCUUCAACGUAGAAACAGUUAUUUACAAAAAUGUGAAAAUUAAUGUUUGGGAUGUUGGGGGUCAAGACAAAAUACGACCACUUUGGCGACACUAUUAUACAGGCACACAAGGUUUGAUCUUUGUUGUGGAUUGUGCAGAUCGUGAUCGUAUAGAUGAAGCUAAGCAAGAGUUACAUCGUAUAAUAAAUGAUAGAGAGAUGAGGGAUGCAAUAAUUUUAAUAUUUGCCAACAAACAAGACUUGACCAAUGCAAUGAAACCACACGAAAUACAAGAAAAACUUGGACUUACAAGAAUAAGAGAUAGAAAUUGGUAUGUUCAACCAUCGUGUGCUACCACAGGAGAUGGAUUACAUGAAGGCCUUGCUUGGCUCACAUCAAAUUUUAAACAAUGAUACCAAAGUAUAACUCAAUAUUAUACUAAAUAUAUCAUUUUUCAAUUUAAAAGAAGCUUAGGACUAAAAGAAAUUCCAUACGUACAAAUUGAGUACAUUACUUGUUAAAUAUAAAAAUGAACAUCAAUAUUUAAACUAAGAUGUUUUUUUGAUAAAUAACUACUCUUUGAGAGGACUGGCCUAAUAAAAUAUUGAAUUAUUCACAAUUGUUUUAAUAUUAUAAUUAUAAUUUGUAAUGAUUACUGAACAAAAUUGUCAUAAUAUGCUAAAACUGCCUAACUAUCCUUUUGAUGUGUAUAUUUAUAAAUUGAUUCCCAAUUAGUGUCAGCAGUAUACAUAUUAGCUUCAACAAUAAAAUGUAAGCAAUAUUAUAUUUAUACAUAUAAAUUAAUUAAUAAUGAUUUAAUAUUUGUUCCCAAGUU